AUGCAAUCUACUUGUUUGUUUACUUGUUUAUCAUUCAUCACCAUUUACUUCUCAGCAACAUAUGCAAAAUGUCCCGAGGGAUCGCUUGAGUAUUUGGAACGAGCCGAGUGCAUUUAUCCCGUUGAUUCGAAAACAACGUAUCCGGAGGCGAAAAAGAUUUGCCGAAAUCUCGGCGGUCAAAUCAUCACGAUUCGAGAUAUUUUCGAGAAUGUCAUGUCUGGAUCUGAGGCACAAACAACACUCGGUGUCGAUAGUCAAUCGUACAUUGGUGUGAUCAGAGGAUCAGACGGAACGUGGACAAACGAUGAUGGCACUUCGCUGAAGUAUCAGAAUUGGAAAUCGGGAAAUCCUCUCCAAAAUGUGAGUUGUGCUGUGCAAAGUGCCCAAGACUACCAGUGGAUAUCGGUGAGCUGUGAUACAAGUACAACAUUUAUCUGCUCAAUACUAAACAACGGAACAAUGGAAAUUACCACAACGGCUUUUCAUCCAGCUUGUCCAGCUGGUUGGGUACCGUUCAAUGGGAAAUGCUACUAUUUCCAGGACCCGGUUCUCGAAGAUCACUUUGUUUCCUUCACAAUCUAUGGAGCCGAGGAUGCGUGUCAAUCAAUGGGUGCCACCGUUGUCUCAAUUCACAGUCAGGAGGAGUUCGACUUUCUGAAAAGGGAAAUCGCCACCGACCCCUCAAUUCUCAAAGAGACCGACUGUCAACAGGAUCAGGCGGUGAUCGGGCUCAUUUGUGCGGGUUUCUAUCAGGCGUGGACCGACAAUACACCCUUCGAUUUUGACAAAACCAAGAAUUGCACCGCCGGCACAAACACUUACGGGAUCAUAAAUGAUCCCCGAUGCUCACAAAAUGACUAUUGGAGCAACUGGGAUGAGGACUUUUUCUAUUAUCGCUACAUCUGUAAGAAG
Messenger RNA from Mesorhabditis belari, 912 nucleotides. The record is from the annotation of a GenBank genome assembly. Lineage: Eukaryota; Metazoa; Nematoda; Chromadorea; Rhabditida; Rhabditidae.